Messenger RNA from Monascus purpureus, 843 nucleotides. The record is from the annotation of a GenBank genome assembly. NCBI's taxonomy places the organism in Eukaryota, Fungi, Ascomycota, Eurotiomycetes, Eurotiales, Aspergillaceae.
AUGUCAGAUCUCCCAUCGCUCGUCUCAGAGCUUCAUCAUGCUCUUGAACGCCAGCAGUUCGAUGCCGUCAACAGCCUUCUCAGCCGCGCAAAGAUAUCACUUUUGCAACAAAAUGCCUUGAUUCCGAACCCAGAGAUGCAUCCCCAACUUUUUAAUCUCGCACGAGCGGUUCUCGAGCUUGGCGCCUUGGCUUCUAUCCGACAACAGGACGCGCAGGCCUUUACGAGAUACUACCAGCAGCUGCAGCCGUUUUACGAUAUCGAGCGAUACAGUGAGGAAAACCCGGGCUCAUCGCAGAUGGAUAUCCGUAACAGUCAGCGCAGCAAGAUUACGGGAUUGUAUCUGUUGCUAUUGUUGAGCAUGGGCAAUAGCACUGGAUUCCAUACUGUGUUGGAAGGACUGGUCGAGGAAGCGAGCUUGAAGGGAAAGAAGGUUGAGGAUGAUCCUUAUGUCAAAUAUCCGGUUGAGCUGGAGAGGAAUUUGAUGGAAGGUAGCUAUGACAAGGUCUGGGCGGAGACAAAGUCGGAGAGAGUUCCGUCAGAGGAUUUUGGGUUGUUUUCUAAUAUUCUCGUCGGAACGAUUCGAAGCGAAAUCGCAGACUGCUCUGAGAAGGCAUACCCAUCUCUUCCCAUCUCCAACGCAAAGAACCUUCUCUUCCUCGAGUCAGAAGGCGCCGUUAUUGAGUUCGCAGUACAGCGCGGUUGGAUCCUCCGUGACGGGCGCAUAUAUUUCCCUGUCGAGCCCGAGGCGGCCGCACGUUCCGAGAAGGAUAUUCUGCUGGCGAGCAGCACCGUGAUCGAAAAUACGAUAGGCUAUGCCCGGGAAUUGGAGAUGAUUGUUUAA